Molecule: messenger RNA, 4342 nt
Organism: Neodiprion fabricii
Lineage: Eukaryota; Metazoa; Arthropoda; Insecta; Hymenoptera; Diprionidae
Product: organic cation transporter protein
Exons: 1
Coding region: 1256-2926 (556 amino acids)
Biological process (GO): transmembrane transport
Cellular component (GO): membrane
Molecular function (GO): transmembrane transporter activity
Source: RefSeq, a predicted model, not a curated record
UCUUCCGUGAGUUGAAAAACGUUUCUAUACUGUAUGGUAAACAGGAAUCGGACCUCUACUAUUACACCAUAUAGGUACUAUAAGUAGGAAGAGUUUGGUUUUGAUGAUAAUCUCUAAUGUGUCAAGAUUUACGGUUCUAUCGUACAUAUUAAGACGGAAAAUCGGACGUGACCUAAACGUUGAAUACCGGGCUAAGCACAUUGGCUUAACUGCAACAUCCGCAAGGCAUAAACAGACAAACUGUCGAACAAACCGAAAACGCAUGACAACAUGCAUAGAGUUUCCAUAAUUGAUACAGAAAAAGAAACAUUGGUUCGGGGGAAUCUAGCAUUAAUCUACGAAAAAACAGUUUAUACAUUAUAUUUAUCAGUACAGAUAACGCGUCACACAGGUUUGAAAUCCGGCAACGGUUUAAAAUAAAUUUCCGGCGGGCUACGCGCAAUUAGCGACCGACGCAUUCCAGCCCACAUCAUUCGUGAUAAGAAUACCGGGACCACAUGAUCGUUCCGAUUCUGGAUUUCUAUAAUACAGACCGUCGACUACAGCCAAUGGAUCGACAUCCCGACGCAACGUCUCCAUCUAAACAAACGAAGACACUGACUUAUUUUUGUCAAUAUUUACAAAUUCCUCUGUUUCUUAACAGAGGGUGCAAAACUUUGGAACUAUCAAACUGCGAAUUCGAGUGGUUUAAUUGUUUGCCAGUAGUGAGUUGCCACCAGUUGUCAACUUGCGCAACACUUGAACGCAUUGAAACGUGUUUGCGGUUUUCACAACCCAAGCGCCGCAGUUAAGCCGUUGGGUAUUUUAAUCACCACAGAGACGAGCGUCGUAUUUCAAACGGUGUGCACCGCGGGACGAAUAUAAACAUUGCGCGAUUUCCGUAUCAGGGUGUCCGAUUCCAGUAAAAUAUUCCUUAUCGUUGACCGACGCACGUCUCGUAAUCGCACUGGAUUCGCGGACAACAGUUUCUCUAAGGAUAGGCGUGACGGCCGGUGAGAAUCGUGUGGGCAAAACGCGGAAAAAGUAACAGAACGAUAAUACAUCGCUGCAUGGGUAAUAGCACAAGACGUUCUCCUUCGGCGUGGCGAUCGCUUGUCGCUCGAGGUUAGUAACCCAGUUCCGCGCCGUUCUCCGGCUGAGCAGCAGCAGCGAAUUGCGCGCGUGUGAUACAGAGUGUCAGUGUGAUUCGAUUAUACCGGCGGGAAGGCGAUUGACAUCAGGGAAGACCGACAUCUGCACGAAGGGUGGACUCGAAAUGGGGCACGACAAUGACAUUGAGGAGCUGAUGUUGCACAUGGGAGACUUCGGCCGAUACCAAGCAUGGCAGUUCUUCCUCCACGUGAUCUCCGGACUGACCGCCGGCAUACACAUGAUGAGCCUCGUGAUGGUGGCCGCGGUGCCCGAUCAUCGCUGCGCGAUACCCGGCAUCGACACCGAGAACUUUACCGCCCCCUGGAACAGCACUGAGGUACUCGAGGCCAUCCCGAAGAAGUCCGAUGGUGUCCUCCACAACUGCCUGAUCUUCGUACCUGGCAGAAACCUCACCGUAGAGUGCGACUCCUGGGUCUACGACAGGACCUACUACCAGUCCUCGCGAGCCAUUGAGUGGGACCUUGUCUGCUCCCAGCGAUGGAUGGGAGCGCUGUCCCAGUGCGCGUACAUGCUCGGCGUCUUCGCCGGGGCUGUAUGCCUCGGCACAAUGGCCGACAAGUACGGCAGAAAGAUUAUUUUUUACGUAUCGGCGGUCGCGCAACUCGUUUUCGGCGUGACGGUCGCCCUCAUUCCGGAGUACUACACCUUCCUCGUUGUCAGGUUUCUCUACGGUAUAUUCGGCUCGGCCGGUGCCUACAUAACCGGGUUCGUACUGACUAUGGAGAUCGUCGGUCCCUCGAAACGGACGAUAUGUGGCGUGGCUUUUCAGGCGAUCUUUGCCCUAGGCGUCAUGCUCGUCGCGGCCUGGGGAUCCUUGAUCAAGGACAGGAUGUGGCUGCAAAUCGUCUACGGUCUCCACAGCGUACUUCUGAUCGGGCACUGGUGGCUCAUCGACGAGUCUCCGCGGUGGUUGUGGGCUCAAGGACGGGUGAAGGAGGCCGUCGCGAUAAUAGAGCGGGGGCUUCGGAUGAACGGAAACAACGUGGACAUCGACGUGGCGCGCUACGUCUCCCGAGCGAAAGCAUCUCAGAGGACGAAGGAGGAGCGGGAAUGCGGAGUCCUGGACUUGUUCAGAACCCCGAACCUCCGCAAGAAGUCGCUCAACAUAUGUCUGAACUGGUUCGCCAACUCGAUAGCUUACUACGGACUGUCCCUGACCACCGGGAACCUUCUGGGGAACCCGUUCCUCAUGCUGUUUCUCUCGGGUCUCGUCGAGAUCCCGAGUUACGCGAUGAUCGUCAACCUGAUGGACCGGACCGGACGGCGAAGUCUGGUCAGCACCUUGAUGAUCCUUGGUGGUGUUUGCUCGAUAGUGGCACCGUACAUCCCGCGGGACGUCAACGGCGGUGCGUUUGUCGUGGUCGUCGGGAUGCUCGGGAAGUUCCUGAUCGCCGGCUCCUUUGCCAUCACCUACAACUAUUCCGCGGAACUGUUUCCCACGGUCCUAAGGAACACGGCGCUCGGUGUCGGCUCAAUGAGCGCUCGUGUGAGUGGCGCCAUGACGCCGAUGAUCAUACUUCUCGACAGCCUCGACCCUAGAGUACCGUCGGUCAUCUUUGGCUGCCUCGUUCUCGUCUCCGGAUUCCUGGCGCUCUAUCUCCCGGAGACGCUGGACCAGCCGAUGCCUCAGACUUUGGAGGAUGGCGAGACCUUUGGGGUCGGCGACACAUGCUUCACCACGUGUUUCGGCUCUCGUUCCCGGGACAAGACGACCUAUGACGUUGCGCUUCAAGAUUCGGACUACAAGGAGAGCAGCAAGGACAACGCUGCGUAAUAUGGCGAACCGGAUUACGGCGCAUAAUGUUCGCUGCAACACGCGGAAAAUCAACGAUGCCCGCGAAAAUUUGAUCGCAUUAUUAUUGUCAAUCUGCAAUCUGGGCGCGAAAAUCAUGGUAAUCGGUGUUUAUGCUGCUCUGUGUGUCGCCGGGAACGUUACCAGUGAAUCUCGUAUGCACGGAUUACCGACAAAGUAAUCUAAAAGAAACCUGCGACAAAGUGACCUGGUCAAAAAUAACCGUUACAUAUAUAACCUACAAAUAGGAAGAAAAUGGUAAAUCAGAUACGGUAAUAAUAUUUAUAGACACCUUCCACGUUUUUCGUACGGGAUGGUGUGUUGUGAUUUCGGUUAUGCCCCUGUCAUACGGCCGCCGAGCUUAUUCUAAACUGGGAUAUUUAACUUAGGAUAUAUUAUUGCAUGUUACUAUUUGCACGUUAUAUCGUCGCAUACGCGUAUAAAUGCAUAUCUUCAUACAAUAAAUAACCAGUCCAUGCACAUGUGCUGUUUGCGUCCGGAAACGCAUUGUGUAUAUUUCAUUAUUUUUCAGUAAGUCAGCGAACCAGCGACGAGGUCGGUGUUCUGCAAGCUAUUUACAUAUAUGUAUAUACAAUCCGAUGGACUAUAAUAAGCAAGUGAAAGAAAGAGCUUCAACAACGACUUUACAUCGCGUGAUGAUUCUAACGAUAAAACGCGUUCGAUUUCGUACUUUUUCUGAGGUUAUCAUGUUUGAAUAAUAAUCGUUGCUUUUAUAACGAGCGCCUCUUGCGCGUUAUGAUCGAUAUAGAAAUAUAUUUAUAUACAUACAUAUUUACACGUGUAUCCAUUUGCCAAUAUGAUGUAUAUAUAUAUGUAUAUCUACAACGGUAAAGGCAAUGGACUAUGCUAAAGGUGGUUUUAUUUUAAGUAUAAUGGUGCACCACAAACUCAUAUGAGUGAAUACCUUUAUUCUGCUAGUUUAUUUUUCGUUAGAGUGAUCAGUGUCGUGCGAAAGUUGAUUACUUGAUUCGGGUCUUUCAUUUAUACAGGUCUAUUAUAAUUAACAAUUCCACCCACGUUCUCAUCUGUAUACAUACCUAUAUAAUGGAUUAGUAUAGUCAGAAUUGCGCAACUGCCAUAAUUUUACAUAAGUAGGGUUACGGCAUGUAAAAAGGAAAUAAAUUAAAGAUUCACAAGCAAUGUGAAUUAUCUUAUUAAUCUUUCGUCAUACUCCAUCUAUGUGCAUGCCGUUUGUACUCAUAUUGAACACUGAGAUUCUCAGUCAUACUUUUUGUCGCGUUAUCUUGGGUCUUACUUUUACGAUUUACAUAUAUCACAUGUUUCUGUAUCUACGAUUGUUAAAAAAAAAAAAAAAUAAUUCAUGUUAUCUAUUGCUGCAGUGAUAUUGGACAUUCAAGAAUUAUGUAAACAAAUAAA